Molecule: messenger RNA, 8095 nt
Organism: Xenia sp. Carnegie-2017
Lineage: Eukaryota; Metazoa; Cnidaria; Anthozoa; Malacalcyonacea; Xeniidae
Exons: 21
Coding region: 169-7410 (2413 amino acids)
Biological process (GO): signal transduction
Molecular function (GO): protein binding; ADP binding
Source: RefSeq, a predicted model, not a curated record
AUUUGUCUGGUGACGCAGUUCAAUACUUUCUAAAGUUAAUUUCUUGCCACGUAUCUGCGACUUUUUGGUUUAAUUUUGGUGUUCAUGUUCAUAUGCUUUAGUAGCUUUAAAAAGACGUUAUAAUCUUUGGGUAUAUUUAGCUUCUCUUUGAGCGUAACUCUUUUAGUGAUGGAAGCAAUAAUAAAAUCAGCUUUGAGCAUAGUUGUGGAUGUCGGGGAAGGCCGAAAUGGAAUGCAUUUUUUGGAUGCAUUUAUCGAUAAAUUAAAGGAAACAUACGAUAAAUUAAAGGAAACAUACGAUAAAUUAAAGGAAACAUACGAUAAACCGGAAAAUGAUCUUCGUCAGAGUUUCAUUCACUUUCAGAUAGGAGUUGAAGAGCUGAAACGCAUUCAAGAGUCGACUGCAAAUGAAACAUCGUCAUCGACACAGGUAACAACAAUAAAAUUAUCUCAACAAUGUCAAAUGCGUUUCAAAUUAGCUGGAGAGAAAGCGAAAAAGACGUUUGAAAAUGAUUCGUCGAGCACUGAAGAGAAAAUAAAAGCAAGCAAGAUACGUAUUGCAAGCGCUAUUCUUGAACAUUCAGAUAACUGCGGGUUAGCAACAAGGGAUUUCAUGUUAUGUCUGAAAGAUUUAAACUCCUCGAUUUUUGCGGGAAUAAAAGCCAAAACACACAACUAUAUAGUGACUGAAGUCCUUGACAUAGUAAUAGAUAUCAACUUGGCGUUGGCUAAUUUCAUCUUUAAGCACACAAACAAAAGGAUGUCUGUUUUAAAAUGGCCCCAGAUUCAAUAUAAUGGGCAGCUGGUUCAUCCUUUUUAUUUCAAGAAGGUUGAACAAAACACGACUACCUCAUUACCUUGGUACUCAGCUCACUUUACUAAGAAUACUGACCUCUUUAAUGAGGAAAUGGUCGUAAACAAAGAAGGAGAAUUACUAAUUUUUGAUGGAAAUGAACUCCAAAAAUUUAACAGCAAAACCGAAGUGUUUGAAACCUGGUGUACGUUUCAAAGGUCAGAUGUUCAAAAUAGGCAAGUAAGAUGCAUGAACGUUGAUGAAAAUGGCGUAGUAUAUGUACUUUUGGGUUGCAAAGACAAAUCGAAUAGCGAUUAUACAUUGUUGCUUUGUUUGGAAGACAAAAUUGUUCAAAAAUGUUCCUUGUCCUUUCCUGAAGUAAUACAAGUUAGUAAGAUUUUUCUUGCUGUAGCACCAAAUAGCAAUAUUAUCAUUGCUGUUGCUACAGUCAAGAAGGAUCAAAACUACAUCAUGAUGCAUGUGUGUGACAGUAAAGGCAACCUUAAUAAGCCAUUUGUAGCAAAGGGUAAACGUAAACCAAUUGAUGAUGAAAUGAAAUAUUUGUCCAUUUCCUCCGACGACAACAUAGUCAUUUUGACUUAUAAAUCACCCAAAACUUACCGAAUUAUCAUUAGUACGAUGGACGGAAAAUUUGUUAAAAAAAAAAAAUUUCAACCACACAAAGACGAAAUUAAUUCAUACAAGGAAGUCAUUUAUACUCCCGUCUCCAACAGUGUCACAGGUUUUUUCUUUGACAAAUCAAAGCUGGUGAUUGAGACUUAUUCUGUUGAAACCGAAAAAUUUAACUUGCCUAUAAUCCUGAUAAACACUGGAUAUGACUCGGAAAUUUUUGACGCUUCAUUACGCAUCGUUCAUCAUGCUGGCGAAAACGUGGCAUUAGUGUGUAGAAAAAAAAGUGUAGUUCGUUUUAUUAUUGGAAACCGUAGUUGCGGAGACGUGGACUCGACGUUGAAGUGGAUGAACAUGGAAGUGAAGACAGAUUUAGACUCAGUUCCAGGUGUUAAGAAAGAAAACUCAUCUUCAAAGGCUAACACAUCGUCCACUGCUUUUAUCAAUUCAGAGCCAUCUGAACACAGCGAUGCUGCAGAAGAGAAUAAUUGCCAUCAAGAUGAUAGAAAACAAGAAACCUCGUCUUCGAAUACCAGCACAUCGGCAACUACUUUAAUCAAUUCGGAGCGAUCCGAUACAGAGUCUGCCGUUGGUCUUACAAACAAGUUAUCAACUGUGUGUAAUCUAGAAACAACCUACUCUGAAAUACCAAAUCAUGUUCAAAGAAAGUUAGAAGAACGUUUAAAUAAAGGAGAUGAGCUAUUAGAGAAUGACUGGAAAAGCCUUUACAAAGUACUGAAGUUUCCAGAAAGUAAAGAAGUCAUGAUUGCUGAAAAAUUCUCUGACAAUCCCACACGAUAUAUGUUGAAGACUUGGUUUAAAAGAGAUGGACAACAUGCCAAUGUAAAAGCACUGCUCCUAGCAUUGAAAGAGUGUAAUCAAGGAGGCUUAGCUUAUGAAAUAGAAAGGGAUUUGGAUGUUAAGCUACCUCAUAAAGUUCAACAAAACACCGUACCCCUGAUGGUUCAGCAAAACACCGUAAAUGAUCGUGACGUUAGCUUGAGCCAAAACAACAAAGAAAACUCGUCUUCAAAGGCUAACACAUCGUCCACUGCUUUUAUCAAUUCAGAGCCAUCUGUCACUACAGAACACAGCGAUGCUGCAGAAGAGAAUAAUUGCCAUCAAGAUGAUAGAAAACAAGAAACCUCGUCUUCGAAUACCAGCACAUCGGCAACUACUUUAAUCAAUUCGGAGCGAUCCGAUACAGUGUCUGCGUUUGGUUUGACAAACCAGUCAUCAACUGUGUGUAAUCUAGAAACAACCUACUCUGAAAUACCAAAUCAUGUUCAAAGAAAGUUAGAAGAACGUUUAAAUAAAGGAAAAGAGCUAUUAGAGAAUGAUUGGAAAAGCCUUUACAAAGUACUGAAGUUGCCAGAAGGUAAGGAAGACAUGAUUCCUGAAAAAUUCUCUGACAACCCCACACGAUAUGUGUUGAAGACUUGGUUUGAUAGAGAUGGACAACAUGCCAAUGUAAAAGCACUGCUCCUAGCAUUGAAAGAGUGUAAGCAGGGAGGCUUAGCUCUUGAAAUAGAAAGGGAUUUGGAUGUUAAGCUACCUGAUAAGGCUGAACAAAACCCCGUACCAGUGGAGGUUCAGCAAAACACCGUAAAUGAUCGUGACGUUAGCUUGGGCCAAAACAACAAAGAAAAGGAAGGCCAGAAUCCGGUCAGCCAGAGAAAAACAAAAGUUCCAUUUGGCUUACGUGAAUUGCCCUGUGAUAUGGUUGAGCGACCAUUACUUGUGAAGGACAUUAUAAAGAAAUUGAAGUCGAAAAGUAAUAAGGUGGGACUUGUAGGCGUUCGUAGAAGAGACGUACUGAGUAUUCGCGGUAUGGGAGGACUUGGAAAAACUGUAUUAGCUCAGGCUGUGGCUUGGGUUCAAGCAGAACAACGUCACGUAAUUUGGCUUGAUAUUGGACAAAAUCCAGACUGCUUAACUCUUCUAAAUAUACUUAUCCAAGAACUGGGUGGAACAGUAACUUAUAGUAACGAAAGCGACGCGCAAUCUUGGUUGAGAGAAAAUACGAUUGACAAAGAUUGCUUGCUUGUUCUUGAUGACGUAUGGAAUAUAAAACACGCUAGUUGGUUUGAUUGCUUGUCUGGUAAAUGUCAGCUGCUGAUUACGACACGAGACGCGGACGUUGUUUGUGGCUUAAAAGGCAUUGAAAUCUACGAACUGCAAAUAAUGCCGAAAGAUCAAUCGCGCCAGCUUUUGUACAAUUGUGCGCAGGUUUCUACUGAUGAACAAUCGACGCUUUCUGUCGAAUUACAAAGAAUAGUAGAAGAAUUGUUAGAGCAAUGCCGUGGACUCCCACUUGCCUUGUCGAUCAUUGGUGCUACUUUAAUAGGUGCUCACGCUGAGCAGGAUUGGCAAGACACUUUAGAUGAACUUAAAAGUGCAAACUUACAACUAAGUAUUAGGUCUAAAGAGGAUCUUUUACCUGGUGAAUAUCAAUAUACAAAUGUGUCGGCUGCUAUUGAUGUCAGUUUAAAACGACUCAGCCAAACGAAUCGAGAAUAUGAAGAAAAGUUUUUCGACCUCGCCAUUUUUCCAGAGGAUACCGACAUCCCAUCAGACAUUCUUGAACUCUUUUGGUCAUCUGAGAACAUUUCAGGGCGAAAUUCAUGCAGUGGCAAAGAAACAAGACACAUAUUGCGUUUGCUUGAAAAAAAAUCACUCUUACAAAAAGGACCUGUAAUGGAAAUGAAAAAUAGCUAUCGUGUCCAUGAUCUAGUGCUGGAUUAUGCUCGCGAAAAACUACGAAACGAAGAUCCUUCCAAGCAAAGAUCGGUGGAGGAUGUUCAAUGUCAGUUCCUUGACGCCCUACGUGAACAAUGCACAGACCGCGAAUGGCCGCGCUUCAAUGGUAAAAGAAACUAUUUUUUCAGAUAUUUACCUUACCAUCUUCAUUCUGCAAAGCAGUAUGAAGAGCUCCAACAGCUAUUCUUCAACUUCCAUUGGCUACAAGAAAAAGCAAAAGAAACUAAUCUGCCAUCUUUGAUAUCUGAUUUUCGAUUUCUUGAACACCCCUCAGACGAAAUCAAACUGCUUAAAUCGUCGUUAAUGUUGUCCGCUGAUGUGAUCGAAAGCACUCCAAAUUCAAUUGGUACUCAAUUGCUUGGAAGGCUCCUUUCUCAUGUGGAGCAGUUUCCAGGAGUAAAAAAACUUUUAGGUAAAGCCAAGGAAAUUUCCUCCACCACUUGCCAUCUCGUUCCGUUGUUUUCAUGUUUAUCGGACCCCACAGGUCCGUUAAUAAAGAUAUUUAGGAAACACUGUGACAAAGUUUUAGCGUUGGUUACCACCGUGGGUCCUUCUGGAUUAAUUGUGAUCUCAGCAUCUAAAGACUGCCUGAUCAAAGUGCAUGAACUGGAGACUGGUAUGGAGUUAGAAGUGCUCCGAGGUCAUACAAUGGCAGUUUACUGCCUCGCGUUGUCGCACUGUGGAACAAAGCUUGCGUCGGGUUCUUAUGAUUCUACGACCAGACUUUGGAACUUAGACACUUAUAAAUUGCUAUUUACCAUGGAAGCUGAAGGAGGAUUUGUCAAUGCACUGGAUUUUAGCAUUGAUGACAAAUGUCUUUUUUCUGGUUCAAACGAUGGGAAUUUGCGAAUAUGGGAUGUAGCUAAUGGGAAACUAUUAGCUAAGACACAAGCACAUGAAACGAAUAUGCAUAUUCGAGGCUUAUGUACCACCAGAGAUGGCCGUAUGAUAGCGACCGGAUCACUUGAUUAUAACGUCAAAUUAUGGGAUGCUUCUAAAUUAAGUCACCUAGCGACAUUAAAGGGACAUACAGACACCGUUUAUGCCGUAGCAGCUACUUACGAUAGUAAAAUGAUUGUUUCUGCCUCUGGUGAUAAAACUUUAAAGAUCUGGAAUUUGCAGUCAUUUGGCGAGUUGCGAACAUUAAAGGGACAUCAAGGAGAAAUAUAUAGUGUCGCUGUAAGCAGUGACUCGAAACAUAUAGUUUCUGGAGGACAGGAUAUGGACGUAAGGUUAUGGUGCUUUCGUACUGGAAAAUCUCUUUUUUGUUUUAAAGGACACAGCCAAUCUAUUAGAUCUGUUAUUAUAAUUUCGAAUGGUAGAAAGGCGCUAACUGGCAGUCAGGAUAAGACUUUUUGCCUGUGGGACCUGGAUAUCAAAAAAGAUAAAAACGACAAUUCGUUUCGUGGUCAUUGUGAAGAUGUAAUGGAUAUUGCAGUCACACAAGACGGUUUGAACUGUGUUUCGUCAUCUAUGGAUGGAACAAUAAAAAUCUGGAAAUGUAUCAAAGCUGAGGAGCGUUUUACUUUGAGAGGCCAUACCAAAAAAGUAAUAAAUGUUUCAAUCUCAAAUAAUGGCGAUUAUGUUGUUUCGCUUGGAAAAGACUCUUUGAUCAAGGUUUGGAGUUUGAUUGACGGCAAAGAAAUUCGCGGAAUCAGUGGCGAUAAGCAAUCACGUUUAGUGCGUUUUGAUCUCGAUAACAAGCUUGUUCUUAUUGGCUGCAAAGAUAACCAAAUAUUUCUUUGGGACUGGAAAAAUGAUGAUAAGGCUAAACGCCUUACGCUGCCAUCAUACACGACCAUGGAGAUUGCAUUUCAGGAAAACAUGGCUUAUACCUGUAGCAGAAACAACGAAGUUUGCAAAAUCGAUCUUAACUCACUUAAAGUAACUUUUGUCAGUCAAGGUCCUAACCCAAGUUGUAUGAAAAUGGUCGUUUUACCCAAAGGUGACGCCAUUCUUGCUGGCAUUGUGACAGACAAUGUGUUCAUAUACUGGGAGUUAUCGUCUUGGCGUGAAAUCCGAUACAAAGCUGACCAUCCUCAAGAUUCCGUCAUCACAGCAAUUGAUAUUACCAAAGAUGGAAAAUUUGUUUUGACAGGAAGUAGUUUAGGUACUAUUUCACUGGUGAAUCUUGGAACCUCUAAAGUGGUACAGAAGUUUAAUAACACGGAGUCUGGUGAAGGCGUACGUUUGAUUAGCAUGUUGUCAAAUGAUCUCAGUUUUAUCAUUGUUGACGAAGCAAAUCGAGUGGAACUAAGAAAUUUCAGCAACAGCAGUGAAAAAGUACCACUAGGUCAACCUGGGGCAAAAGUUAAAUGCGUGUCACCUGUGGGCUUGCAAUACAUUCUGCUGGGUUGUGAUAACGGAAUUCUGUUGUUCUUUCAUCAUCAAAAGAACAAUCCCACUGAAUAUCUGAAAUCUGCUUUUAAAGAAUCCGUGACCCAAGUUCAAGGUCACCCAAAUACAGAAUAUCUUUAUUUUGCCGCUGGAACACAAUGUGGAUCAGUAAAACUUUGGUAUGUUGAAAAAUCCACUCCUCCAAAACUAAUUGAAAUCUGGUCACACGAUCAAGUUCACCAGUAUCCAAUAACAGCUUUGGCUUUCAUACAUGGAGCAGAAGACGUUCUAUGCGGUUCUUAUGACAACUUUGUGGUCCAUAUGAACUCCACUGGAGUCGUCCGCACGUACAGUUACAAGAGUUACGGGAUUGCAGCGCUGCGUGUCGUGGAAGAGAAUUUACUUGUGGCUGCUUACAUACGUGGAUUUAGUGUAGUAAAAUGGCGUCUUAAGGAGGGAGAAAUUCUGGAAAUGUUUGAUGGUGGAGCUGAUAGAGAGCAGGUGUCACGUGCAUAUCUUGCACUUGAAGAAACUGUUAGUCAUGAGCAACUAUCAGGUACUUGCAUUGAGCGCAUUGUUUCCAAGGGAUCGCACCACUCACUCUUGCAUUGGGAACUAAAAACUGGGGAAAUUAUUCAUCGCAUGCAUGGUCACUCUCAUAAUAUUCGUGCUUUGGCGUUCAUUCCUGGAGGGGAGUGUUUGCUGUCUGGCUCACGCGACAAAACGCUAAAAAUGUGGAAUUUGAAAAAUGGACAAUUGAUGGAGGAGUUCCAUUUUGAACAUGAUGUUCUCGCGAUUGCCUGUGCUAAAAAUGGAACUGCUUGUGUUGGAUUGCAAGGCGGGCAGGUUUGCUUCUUGCGAAUCAAAACGUUAGCAGCAAAUGCUCAAUAGAACUUAUGAUAAACUUGUCUUCAACAGCAAUAUGUCUUAUAUCAUUAUAUAAUCUUAAUACAUCAGAUUACUAUUAUAAGUGGAUCUAAAAUCAACAUGUUAGAUGCAGCCUAAAUUUUUUCUCCAGCUAUUUUUUUUUCAUUUAACACAUUUAAAGGAAGCAGUUGUAAAAUAUUGAGAUAUAGUUGUGGGAGUAAUAACUUUAGACGGUUUUCCCUCCAACUAAUGAAUUCAUGUCGAUCAUCAACAUAUCACUUAAAAGUGCGUCGAAUUUUUUUUCAUGGUGUCUUUGAUAAAGAGCUGCGAUUUUUACACGAUUUUAGCUUUAAACAUUUCUUUUCUUUUUUUUUUAUCGAUAUCAAAGACAAAUGUUGUUAUCCUUUCACUUGUAUUCAACCGUCCCCAGUCCCAUUGUACAUAUAGGUAUGGUGGUUGUAUAUGAUUAUAUCUUUUACUUUAGUCUCAUUAUUUCUUCAACUACUGCGAUCACAACAUGCUUCCAUAGCUAACAAUUCAAAAAUCGUCUCUUUUUAAAUUCGUAUAAAAUGUAUGUAUACUUAUCUCAUUUCAUUAAUGUAAAUAUAGUGUAGUUAUAAUUUAGCAACUAGCCCGUUUUAGGAGAUCUCAUUUAGAUUAAUAUCUUUAAUUAUAUUGAAUACUAAUUAAUAAACACUUAAAAAAUGUG